Neltuma alba is the source of this 2175-nucleotide messenger RNA. Its product is annotated as probably inactive leucine-rich repeat receptor-like protein kinase At5g48380. The transcript has 2 exons. The coding region runs from base 78 to 1922 and encodes 614 amino acids. NCBI's taxonomy places the organism in Eukaryota, Viridiplantae, Streptophyta, Magnoliopsida, Fabales, Fabaceae. Gene Ontology annotation, molecular function: protein kinase activity; ATP binding; protein binding. Gene Ontology annotation, biological process: protein phosphorylation. The record is from RefSeq and is a predicted model, not a curated record.
GUGGCCUGUGAACACCAAUCUGUCUGACUGAGUUGUCCGGAUUAUUUCGUUUUGACUUCUUCGGAAUCUUACAAGGGAUGGUUCCGAGUAGCCGAUUUUUCAGAGCUCAUUUUGUUAUUAGUGUCUUGCUGCUGUUUGGAAUUAGCAUCACCAAUGGGACUGAUGUUGAUAUUUCCUGCUUGAAAAGCAUACAAAAUUCACUUGAAGAUCCUAAUGGUUAUUUAAAGUCUUCCUGGAAUUUCAAUAAUAAAUCAGAAGGCUAUAUCUGUCACUUUACUGGGGUUGAGUGUUGGCAUGACGAUGAGAACAGAGUCUUAAACCUCAAGCUGUCAAAUAUGGGACUCAAGGGUCAAUUUCCUCGUGCCAUAAAAAAUUGCUCAAGCUUAACUGGAUUGGAUCUUUCAAUCAAUGAUCUUUCUGGAACCAUUCCAGCAGAUAUUGAUAAGCUUCUUGGCUUUGUAGUAACCCUGGACCUCUCAUCAAAUGACUUUUCAGGAGCGAUCCCUGUGAGCCUUUCAAAUUGUUCCUAUCUUAAUACCCUUAAACUCGAUCAAAAUCAAUUAACUGGUCAAAUUCCUCCAAAACUUGCCCAGCUUCGACGGAUUAAGACUUUUUCUGUCUCAAAUAAUCUUUUGACAGGGCCUGUUCCAUCUUUUGAAAGCAAAGAUAGUAUAACAGCAGAUAGCUAUUCAAAUAAUUCAGGACUUUGUGGGGGUCCCUUAGGGCCAUGCCAGGGUAAGAAGGCUAACACUGCAGUUAUUGCUGGUGCUGCCGUUGGUGGGGUAACUGUUGCAGCGCUAGCAUUGGGUAUUGGGGCAUUCUUCUUUGUCCGCCGAGUCUCUGUGAAGAAGGAAGAGGAUCCUGAGGGAAAUAAAUGGGCAAGAAGUCUAAAGGGAACGAAAGGAAUAAAGGUUUCUAUGUUUGAAAAGUCAGUUUCAAAAAUGAGAUUGAGUGAUCUCAUGAAGGCAACGAACAACUUCAGUAAAAGCAAUAUCAUUGGUUCAGCAAGAACAGGGACCAUGUACAAAGCUGUCCUUCAUGAUGGGAGCUCAGUGCUCAUGGUUAAAAGGUUGCAGGAAUCUCAGUACUCAGAAAAGGAAUUUGCGUCUGAGAUGGCCACGCUGGGGACUGUUAGACAUCGUAACUUGGUUUCCCUUUUAGGUUUUUGUGUGGCCAAACAGGAGAGGCUUUUGGUGUAUAAAUAUAUGGAAAAUGGAAGCCUUCAUGAUCAGCUACAUCUUGAUACUGAUCGGAGCACCAUGCAGUGGUCUAUAAGGCUAAAAAUUGCAAUUGGAGCAGCCAAAGGAUUAGCAUGGCUUCAUCACAGCUGCAAUCCUCGUAUUAUCCACCGAAACAUAAGCUCUAAGUGCAUCUUGUUGGAUGCAGAUUUUGAGCCAAAAAUUUCUGAUUUUGGCCUUGCUCGAUUGAUGAAUCCAAUUGACACACAUCUGAGUACUUUUGUAAAUGGGGAGUUUGGAGACCUCGGUUAUGUUGCUCCUGAAUAUACAAGAACGCUGGUGGCUACACCGAAGGGGGAUGUCUAUAGCUUUGGUACUGUGCUUCUAGAGUUGGUGACAGGUGAGAGGCCUACCCAUGUGGCGAAAGCUCCUGAAAGUUUCAAGGGAAAUUUGUCAGAGUGGAUUUCAAAUCUCUCAAGCAAAUCUGAACUCCAGGAUGCUAUUGAUGAAUCACUUCUUGGGAAGGGUGUUGAUGGGGAGAUUUUCCAAUUUCUCAAGGUUGCAUGCAACUGUGUUUCACCAAAUCCAAAGGAAAGACCCACUAUGUUUGAAGUGUACCAGCUUCUUAGAGCAAUUGGGAGCAGAUACCAUUUCACAGCUGAUGAUGAGAUACUGUUACCCACAGAUCCUGGCGAUGCUGCCAAUUUCGAGGAACUUAUUGUCGCACGGGAAGAAAAUAGUUGAAACGGUAAGCCAUAUAUGUACAUAAUAAGGGUAUGUGUAAUCAAUUUAAUACGUAAUUGUCUCUUUCUUUGCACUCUUAAUAAAAUGUUAAUGCAAUAGACAAUUUAGAUGAUCUAGAUCUAGCUCUGGGCUCUCAUUGUUGAAACACCAAUAUAAUAUAAUCACGCACGGACUCUCAAUGUAUAUGGGUGAGGUAUGUAUCGAUAUUAUGGUAGAAUUCUCUGGUCCACAGUGCAGAUAUUUUCCUUGACUA